This is a messenger RNA of Naegleria gruberi, 2160 nucleotides long. RefSeq lists its product as uncharacterized. Lineage: Eukaryota; Heterolobosea; Eutetramitea; Acrasida; Naegleriidae. Gene Ontology annotation, molecular function: protein binding. The record is from RefSeq and is a predicted model, not a curated record. Bases 1 to 2160 code for a protein of 719 amino acids. The transcript is spliced from 2 exons.
AUGUGGAGAUUUGUAUUGAAGAGUCCCAUGUUGUUCCGAGUCAGAGAUGAAUAUGUGGAACAAGUUAAAAUAUUGGAGAAAUUUUGCUUUGAUAGAAUUGAAGAGUUUGAUAGGAAAGUUUGCUAUCCAAAUCAUUUGUUUGAAGAUACAAAUGUGGAAUUGUUUGAUGACAUGACACAGGUUAGAGAAGGUGAAGAAAAUGAAGAAUAUGAACGAGAGGAGAAGAGAAUUAAAUUAGAUAGUGAAUCACGAAAGAAAGUUUACUCACUUUCAAAUUAUUUCAAUACAAUUGUUAGCAAGUACUUGAUUGGAGAGUUGGCAAAAAUGGGAAUUACAACGAUUAAUGAUUUUUUAACAAAAACAAAUAAGGAACCACUUACUAUUAGAUAUGAGGAGCUAAGAAAUAUGGUAUUGAAAUAUUUUGAAUAUAAUCCUUCAAUUUUUCCCAUUGAAGAUCAAGACAUUAAUUUGUAUUUUGUUGGAGUGGCGGCAUUAUUGGAAUAUUUCACAUCUGAGUUGAUAGAACUGGGAGGAAAUACACUAAGAGGAAUGGGAUUGGAAUUUAUUAUUCCAUCUGGUUUUGAAAUUAACGUUGUAGCAGAUGGUGAAUUGAAUAGAACAGUGUUAUUUCACAUGAGUCAUUUACCAAUUGUUGAUUUUAAUUAUUUUUAUGGAACAAAUCAAGUAGUAUUACCUCCCAUUACAGUGAAUGAGAAACCCAGUAGUGGAGAAUAUAAUUUUACUCUAAUUCCAUCUGAUUUACACUACACUAUCAUACUAAAAAAUCUCUCUUCUUUGGAAGAACUUUUGGCUAUGAGAUUGGUAUGCAAACAAUGGAAUUAUUUCAUCAUGAACGAUAGCAAUGUUUGGAAACGAUUGAUUUGUAACAAUAUGAUUUCAGAAGAUUUAUUCAGAUUCUGUGAUUCUUCCUUUACUGUUGAAGAAUUGGAAACUAUUUUGGGUAGAGGAAGAAAUCAAAUACCUCUUCAUUUCAGUCAGCAAGUGAUUAAUUACUUUUAUGAAAAGAAUGAUUGGAAAUCUCUGUAUUUCACUCUCGUACGAAGACAUUUAACAUUUAUCAGAGACUUGGACGAAAUGAAAUCAAGAGAAUUUUUUAACAAGCAUUUCCAAGUCAGCUCUUCAAUAGAGGAAUAUAAUAAUUCCAAAAAACAACUUCAAAUAGGAGUUACAACAGGUUUGCUAAAUUAUACGAAUCUUACAAAAAAUCCCUCAUCACAUGAUGAUUCUGAGAUUUACAUUCCUAGAGAUGCUAUUUCUGAAUUUAAGAAAUUGGGAAGUAAUUAUUCAUUGAUAGGGGUGGUUGACUUUACAAAAUUCUCCACCUUCAUUUCAUGCCGCUUAUUCCCAAAGAGUGGACUAUUAUAUUGCUUUGGAGAUUUCACUUCAGGUCAAGGUGAAUUUCUCUACUUUGAAAAUUAUUCUUUCGAAUCUGAUGAUGUUAUUAUAUUUGAAACUAAUGACGAUACAUUUACAGAACCAGAACCAGUGAAUCCAUUCCAGGUCUGUAAUGAACAAGUUGUGGUCAAUCAGUCAAAUUGUUGCCCACUCUUUUAUUUACAACAGGCAGAGGGAGAAUUGUCAGAGCUAGAAAAAGAUUUAUCCACUUGUUUUGUUCAUGAUUUUGGCGACAUGAUCACUGUUAAUGAAAUUAGAGUUGGUGGAAAGACAAUUUCCGAUCGAUAUGAAAUUCUCUCCCAUAUUAUUGAUCACAGAAAUGGGUGGUCACAGGAUGGGAAAAGUACCGAUGAUAUUGUUAAACAAGUUGCCUAUGAUUUUGUAAAGAUGGAAUAUGGUAUUAAUAAUCUAUUGGAUAAACCGUGGACAAGUGAAGAAAUUUCUAAAGCAACCAAGAAUGAAAAAACCAUGUCGUUUAGUCUUCUCAGUUCUGUACCUGUUGAAGAACCUGAGCCAUCAACUGCUAUCUAUCAUCCAUUGGAGAAGAGUAUUAUUGAAUAUAAUGGAGACAAAGUUGUUAGAAUUGCUUAUUGGAGUAAACGUAAGAGUGGUGAUGGACCUCGUGGAGGGCCUCCUUUUACAACAAAGUUUAUAAGAGUUAAACAUGAAUUUUAUGUAAAGAAUGGAAAGAGAGUUAAUGUUGGAGAAUCUCCUGCAACUUGCCAACAUUUUAUAUUGGCAUAA